AUGGUGUCAUUUCUAUUUAUGGCAUGGCGGUUGGCGUGAGUUUUGUAGAUCGUUCAGGCUACUUUCGUGCCUUAUAAUAAUUCUGCAAAUACGAUACAAAUAAUCUCACUUUUAUAAAAAUUUUAGAUGUAAGUCAAAUACGCACCGCGUGCAUGUUAUUAAAUUGUGUAAUUUUGUGUAUAUAUAAAUACCCAAGGUCAUUAAACUUUUUUAGGAGGGAUUGGUUUCAAAUGUGAAUUGUGAAUAUCGUGCCUACAGCCUAAAUAAUCCCAAACGUAUUUAUUUUAUUUAUCUCCAAUCUUUCCACUGACAAACAAAGAUGGUAGAUGUUGACAAAUUAACCGAUGCGGAGCUCCGCACCAAGCUCCUGGAAUUUGGAUUCCCUGUAAUGCCCAUAACAGGAACAACCAGGAAGGUUAUGGCAAAAAAACUGAAAAUGCUGUUGGAAAACAAGAACAAGAUUGGUGGUGGAGAAGGUAGAAGAUCCCUGGGUCGUUACUCCAGUGAAGAUGAAAGUGACAAUGAUGCUAAGGUUACUAAAAAGAAGGAUAAUAGAAGAGCUACUAUGGCCGCACCUUUAAUGCAACCACCUGCUUCAAGUCCUAAACUUCGGAAGAGUACAAGAUAUGAUGAUGAGCCAGAGGCACCUCCAAGUCCAGUAAAAAGGGACAUCAGAACAGUAACUACAACUAGCAGUACUCGAUCCCAGAAGAUCAUUAAAAAUGCACAGGAUGAAUUUGACACAGGUUCAGAUUCUGAGUCAGACCUGACUAAUUACAAUUCCAAGGGAUUCAUCUCUGAUCAAAGGGGUUCCCCUCUCAAAUCUACUUUAUCAUCUACAAGCAAAUACUCGCCGUCUAAAUCAGUAGAGAGUUCUUAUUUUUCUACCAAAAACAUAUCAAAUUACGCUAGUGCAUCACCCAGUAGAGUGUCCACCUAUAAUUCACCAUCUUUGGCUUCGGAGUACGCUACAGAUAGAUUGAAUCAAAUCCGUUCCAGGCUGAGUCUCAAUACUCCCAGUUAUGACAAACCAUCUUACACUACAUCGGAAGAUAGAGAGGAAACUCCAUUCUUGAGUAAUUUUACAAAGAAACUGUCAACUCUGUCAUCUCCACAGAAGAAUGACUAUGAUUACAAAAAUGACAUCAUUAAAGAACAUGAUGCCAAUGGAUCUGCAUCUGUCAGAACCCAGUUGAGUAGCUACAGGGCAACUAGGGGCAGAGACACAUCCUACGAUUACCGCCUCAACAAGUACAACAUUCUGCAAAACAAUUUUAUGUCGUUUGGUGUACUUGCCCUAGUAGCAUUAUUUUUUAUAGUCUUAGCCAUCAUGUACAUGGGCAUGAAACCAGACACUUCUGUCAUUUCUUCUGAUUUUACUCUGCCACCGUGCGUUGAAGACGACCCAAACUCUAAAAAAUGGGUAAACUGCAUAUCUAAAAGAGACGCCAAUAACGCGAUGCAUCUAUUAGAGGUCCUAAAACCAGAAUUACAGAAAAGAGCUGAGACCCAUUUUUGCUCAGAUUCAAAAGUGUUUCCUCAAAUGACUGAAUUCGAAAUUGAAGAUUUUUGUGUAUCCAAUUUUGAAGUGAAGAACACUACCCAGGUAUACAAUGACUUGCGCAAUUUGAUGCUGUUGUGCUCUCAAAAUGCACAUUGGGGCAUAAAUGUCGCACAAACCGAUGACAAGGUUAGGUCCAGUAGAGCUGUUACUGAGGAAGAUUUAGUCAAAGAUAUGGAAGAAGUGUUCUUAUAUUCUGACGUAAAACUGACAAGUUUGGUUAUGCUGAAGCCUGACUUACCUUUUAAGUGUUCUUUCGUUAACAGUCUAUCGUCAUGGAAGUCUCUCAUCUACAGCAGUUUUAGUUUAAUAUUCCAAAGUAGCUUAUUUCUCAUAAUCGUUUUUGGAUUGCUGUACACGCUGAACGUAGCCUACAAAUAUUACAAACAUCAUGCCCAACAGGAGAAGGAUGAACUUGGGUUUAUGGUUGAGAGAAUUAUUGAUAUUUUGCAGUCUAAAGCUAGCGAAGACUCAAAUAUGGACGACUUUGUGGUGAUCAACCAUGCUAGAGAUAUGAUUUUACCAGUUGGAGACAGAAAAAAAAAAGCGAGUACUUGGGCAAAAGCCGUGAAGUUUAUAAAUGAAAACGAAUCUCGUGUAAGAACUGAAAUCCAAGAAGUAAAAGGAGAACCGUUCGAAGUAUGGAGAUGGAUUGGAAGCGCCAAUCUUAGCAUGAGCGGGGACGAACCCAGCUUUACGUACCGGCAAGGAAGAAGAAUAGUAGACCCGGAAUUCUUUAUUCGAGAAGUUUUGAAAUUCCCGCACAAAUUCAUGAGGUUUUGCAGCAAUUCUGACAUCACCUUCAAGAGCGAAGUCAGGGACGGAUUCUUAUCGAUUUUUGUUCUAGAAUGUCGUAAAUGUAAAGCUCAACAUUCUGUGUGUAACGAAGAAUCAGAGUCUGAUCUACUGGAUGUUAAUUUGGCAUUUGUAGCCGGUGUAAUCAGUUUGGGGCUUAAUUUUUACGGGUUAAAUGAAAUUUGUAGCUCUUUGCGUAUGCCUCUAGUGCCUUUAGAAAGUUAUAAUGAGUAUUUAGACGAAAUUUAUAAAAUAUACAACGAGACUACGUACAAAGAUGACAGUUUAAGUAAGAUUGGUGAUGAUUCGGUUACAAAAGAGCAAGAUAUUGAAACUUUAGGCUUGGAACAUCCAACUUUGAGAACCUCGACACCUAAAAUACCAAAUACUAAUAAUUUAAACCAAAGAAAGCUAAGCCCUAGAUCUAAUAUACCGAAACCACAGCUUAGAUCAGAUACAUACGAAGAGAAAAAAACUAGAUUUUUGAAAGCCUUGGAGAAAACACCACAGGAAAUAGAUGAACUGCAAAAAAUGACGUUGGACCAAAAAGAUAGUUCAGUGUGGGUUAAAGAGAGAAGGCAAAGACUGACAGCUUCAAAUUUCGGUCGCAUCUGUAAACUUAGAGAUUCCACUGACAGGAAAAAUGUCGUCGAAGAACUCUUGAACAGCAAAUUUUUUGGCAACAAGUAUACGAAAUACGGGAACGAUAAUGAGCCAAAUGCCUUGAAAGAUUUCGAAAAACUGCUAGGGGUGAAAGUGGUCAAUUGUGGAGUAUUCGUUAGCAAAGAUUACCCAUUUUUAGCCGCUUCUCCUGAUGGUUUGAUAGGAAAAGACGGUCUUGUGGAAAUCAAAUGUCCUUAUAAGUCGCAGAACGUAACACCAGAAGAAGGGAUCAGAUCGAAGUUGAUACAGUGUGCUACUUUGGAAAAUAACGUCUUUAAGCUGAAAAGGGAGGACAAAUAUUAUUACCAAGUGCAAGGGCAGCUUUUUGUUACCGGUAGACAGUAUUGUUACUUCGUAGUUUGGACACCGUUAGGGUUGUUGUACGAAAGGAUUAUUAAGGAUGAACAAUUUUGGAAUAAUGAGUUGCAAAAACUGGAAGAGUUUUAUUUUGACCAUCUCUUACCUGCUCUUUUAACAGAAAAUUAAGAGUGUUCUUCAAAAUAGCUCAAAAUAGUUGCAAUCUAUUCAAAAAUAAGUAUUCUAAUUUUAUUAAAGUAUUUAGAAAGUAUGUGUGGAGAUUCUUAAACUUUAAUUGAGUAGCGAGGAAUGAAUCUUGAUCGUUUUUCAAUAAUCAUAUUGUUACAUGUCAUUACGUAUCGUAACAUUACGUAGUUAGCUUCUUGGUGACAUGUCAAAUUAGUUAUAUCGUUGCAGCUGCAUCAUGGCUACUAUUCAUUAUAGUCCAAGAGGCAGCGCUGAAAAAUCUUUUUUAAUUUACUAAAGCUAAAUUUUUCACAGUUGAUUACUGGGAUUGUGUAGAGAAACAUACUGCGGUCGGUCAAGCGAAACGUAGAACAGGGGUUACUGAGAGGGUAUCAAAGUUGCUUUCCUACGAAGGUAAUUAAAUCCAUUUACUAAGGCUGAAAAUCAGUACACACAUUCUAAAUUAAAUAUAAAUAAAAAUUAUUGUCGGUCAGCUGUAUGACGGGACAGAGCCGGCCGGUCGCAACCAGUGAAUGUACAGGGUUAUUCACUAUGUUUUAACCCCCUUUGUAAACUGCUUUAUUUACAGAAUUCGAAAAAAAUGUAAAAUACAAAAGUUAUUCGAUUUUUAAAUUAUGAUUUUUUGACAUAUAUAUCGUACUAGUGACGUCAUCCAUUUGGGCGUGAUGACGUAAUCGACUAUUUUUUUAAAUGGGAAUAGGGGUCGAGUGCUAGCUCAUUUGAAAGGUUAUUCAAUUCCAUAUUCAGUAAUAUAAACAUUAACAUGAUUAAUUAUACAGGGUCUCCAAAAAAAAUUUUUUUAAAUUAAAUUAAUUGUUUAAUUAAUAAUUCAAAACCUUUUUUUGGGCACCCUGUAUAAAUAAUGAUCUUAAUGUUUACAGCACUGUAUAGAGAAUUAAAUAACCUUUCAAAUGAGCUAGCACACGACCCCUAUUCUCAUGUAAAAAAAAUGGUCGAUUACGUAAUCACGCCCAGAUGGAUGACGUCACUAGUACGAUAUAUAUGUCAAAAAAUGUAACUAAAAAGUCGAAUAACUUUUGUAUUUUACAUUUUUUUCUAAUUCUGUAAAUAAAGCAGUUUACAACGGGGUCAAAAUAUAGUGGAUAACCCUGUACAUUCAUUGGGGCCGACCGACCGGCUCUGUCCCGUCAUACAACUGACCGACUAUAAUAACUUUUAUUUAUAUUCAAUUUAGAAUGUGUAUACUGAUUUUCAGCCUUAGUAAAUGGAUUUAAUUACCUUCGUAGGAAAGCAACUUUGAUACCCUCUCAGUAAUCCCUGUUCUACGUUUCGCUUAACCGACCGCAGUAUGUUUCUCUACACAAUCACAGUAAUCAACUGUGAAAUAACAAGCUUUAGUAAAUUCAAAGAGAUUUUUCAGCGCUGCCUCUCCGUCUAUUAUAGCAAGUUUUCAAUUGAAAACCAUAUUUUCAAAAUUAUUCUAACGUGAAUAUGACGGUGGGCUCGUUUAGAAUCAAUAUAAUAUGGAGCUAAUCUCAAAAUAAUUGUACCUUACGCCACGCCAUUAUGGUGUGUAAUAUUAUGAUUUCGACUAUAGUUUCAUCGUUUGUUGCAAAACGAACUACAUAUUAAGUUUGGGAGCAGAAAAUAUCACAAACAGCUAAAUCUGACGAGUAGGGUGGGCGAACGAUAACUCGGUAUCAGUUGUCGUGACCGAAGACUAUUAACACCAAAAUAUUGUAGUGCUUGCUUCAAGGGGUAGUCCCCCGUUAAGAUAAACAAAAUGCCUUCGCUCCUAUCAUUAAAUUAUUUUAAUUUUUUUUACGUUCUAUAUAUUUAAAAAGUUAGGCUCACUGCAAUUUUAACCCAUCGCGUAUCAACCAAGCAUUACAAAAGCUUUUCGCAUGUUUCAAGAAAUCACUAUAGCUUUUCUGAAUAUGGGAAAUACAUCGUCUUAUGUUAUUUUAUAACGUUUUUGAAAGCAUGAUGUUUAAUUAUGUAGAAAGGUAAUCCAGUUGGAUAAAUCUAGUAAUAGUGGAGUCAUUGAAGGUGGAUAUGAGCUAUUGCCUCCGAUUUCGUUGAACCUCCAUCGAUUUUCAUGAAAAUUGGUGAGUAGUUAGAGAAUACCUCAAGGAACAAAGGUGACAUGAUGCCAACUUGCGCUUUUAUCCUGGGGGUGGAUGCCACCCCUUCUCGGGGGUGAAAAUUAUUUUAAUUAAAAUAAUACUAUAAAUCGAUAGAAUUAAUAAUACUAUAAAUCGAUAGACGGACAAAUUAUAAGUAAAAUUUGUUAUAUAAAGUUAUUAAAAUAAAUCAAAACUUUUUGAGUUAUUAAACAUUAAACAUAAGUUUUUAGAAAAAACUUAUUAAAUUGAAGCUAAUAAAAAAUGAAAUAAACUAGUUACUAAAAAGACAUUUUAGUUUUAAUUUAAAGUGAGUUAUAGGUAAUUGAAUGUAUAUUUUUUUCGGCGAGUCCCCAAAUCCAAAUAUUCAAUCUUAAAUAACGGGUAUAUUUGAAUGGGAAAUAAGCCACAAUUUUACCUAAAAAUGAUUUUAUUAACGUUUCGACGCCCAAGUCGGGUGUCGUUGUCAAAAUACAAAAUAAUACUAAAUAAAUAAAAAUGUUGUUGCUUAGUAAAAAAUUCUUCUAAUAAUUUAUUUAAUCUGACUCAUUUAUAUCGGCAAUUCAGACACGUAUUAUACAUUUUAAAGUAGACGACUUUAAAAUGAUAUUGCCAAUAUUGAUGAGUUGCGUUCCUGGGACGACUUUACUAAAAGAUAGUUCAUUCGAUUACAUGAAAUCAAUCCCAACUCAAGAAUAUCCGCCACAAAAAAUCAUAGCAUGUAAUCUGUCUUUAAAAAGACAACCAAAUGAAACGGUGGCACUGAAAUUCUCGCGUUAGAGAUUUCAUAGUAAAUCACGAGGGAAAACCAGGAAAAACCUCGUGAUACUAUCCCGACAUCGUAAGUAUUUGGGUUUACAUUUAGUUUACUCUCAAAACUAAUACCAAAUUCUGACUUGAUAUUUUAAAUUUUAAAUAAUACUAAAAUACUAAAUAUGUACUAACUCGAUAUGUUACUGAUUUACUAAUUGUGGUAUUUUCUUUCUAUUGACUUCCUCCUUUAAUAUGGGUAACCACAUCCUACUGCAUUCUACCGAGGAAUUUGCGACACAAUUGGUUUCAUUUAGCAUAAUUAGAGCCGCUUCUUUGAUUUUUCUCUUUUUACUAUCUGCUUCUUUUAGGACUAUACUUGAAUCUCUCCACUGAACUCUAUGUUCAUUAUCCCAUGCGUGUUGACAUAUUUGAGAUCUAUCAAAUUCUCUAUUUUUUAUAUAAGACUGAUGUUCAUUUACUCUAACGUCUAUUGGUCUUGACGUUUCACCUAUAUAAAACUGUUCGCAUUCACAAGGUAUUUUAUAAAUACAAUUCUUUGUUCUUUCUUGUUCACUGUUAGGUUUAGUUUUAGAUAGAAUAGAUCUCAAAGUGUUUGUUGUUUUGAAUGUUGUUGAUAUGUUGAAUUUAUUUCCCUAUUGUUUUAAGUUUCUCGGAUAGUCCUUUUACAUAUGGUAUUGAUAUUUUCCUCGUAUUAUUUCUUGUGAAUGUUGUAGGAUCCCGUUCUAAGUUGUUCUGUUCCAUUCGAUCCAAUCUUGACAAUUCCUUAUUUAUAAACGAUAUGGGAUAAUCAUUUUUUAAUAAAACAGAUGUUAACAAUUGUUUUUCUUCUAAAAAUGAAUUUUCGUUAGAACAAGUAAUUUUGGCUCUAUCAUAUAAGGAUUUAAUGAUUCCCUUUUUAACGUUGAUGUUAUGAUUUGAUAUAUUAAUAUAUGAUGAAUUGCCGAUAUAAAUGAGUCAGAUUAAAUAAAUUAUUAGAAGAAUUUUUUACUAAGCAACAACAUUUUUAUUUAUUUAGUAUUAUUUUGUAUUUUGACAACGACACCCGACUUGGGCGUCGAAACGUUAAUAAAAUCAUUUUUAGGUAAAAUUGUGGCUUAUUUCCCAUUUAAAUAUACUUGAUUAUAAAAAUGCCACAAGAAAAUAGCUUCAGAACAACAUUAAAUAACGGGAAAACUAUGCAUUUUAUAAUAUAAAGUAUUAAACAUUUGUCAAAGUACUUAAACAUAUAUAUCAAAUGAGUCCCCGAACAAGUUGAUAGCUUUAAAAGUUUAUGCACCAAAAAUUUUUCAAAAUUUAUCUUUUAAAAAUUUUUCCAAAAACUGGUGUUGUUUUUUUUUAAUAACUCCGUCAGUUUUUACGAUAUCAAGUUCACCUAAAAACCAUUUGAAAGCUAAUCUCAAGGGAUAAUAAACGAAGUCAAAUUUAUCCUUUUAACCCUCUUACUUUUUUAAAAAUAAAUGGUUAAAUACUCCCGAUUACAUGGUUGUCGCAGCAAAAUUUAACAUUUAAACGUUUCUAUCUCGGUUAUUUUUUACCCUAGGGAAAUAGUAAAAACAGUAGAAUAUUUGAUACAGAAAAAACUAAAAUUUGGUUGAAUAUCAUUUUUUACGUAUAUUGAGUAUUUUUGGAGUUAUUAUCAAAAGAAAAUGAAAAUUACAAUAAUUUUAAAAAUUCAGAUUUUCUUAAAUUAUAUCUUUUUUUCAAAAAUAUGCAUUCUAAACCGGUCAAAAUUAUUGAAAUCAUUACUUAUGCUUAUAUAAAGAAAUUGUAUAAGGAUUACUAUAAAUUUUAAUUUUUGUGGAAAUGGCGUAUGUUUUAUUUUUCACUUUUUCCUAAAAAAUUCGAAAGGGCUCUCUUAUUUUUAUCAUAACUUGCUUAAUUUUGAUGCUAUUAACUUCUCCUGGAGCUCAUUUGAUAGGUAUUCCGAAGUACUUUGAUAAGUGCAUUGCACGUAUAUUUUAUAAAAUGGAUCGUUUUUCGAUUAAGCUUGAAUACUUAGAUUUGAGUACUCGUCUAAAAAAUAUACAUUCAAUUACCCCUAACUCACUUUCAAUUAACAUUAGUUUAGUUUUUUAAGCGAGAAGUUUAUUUCGUUUUUCAUUAGCUUCAAUUUCGGUAAUUAGAACUUUUUUGUAAAAACUUAUAGUUUUUGAGUUAUUUAUGAAAACUCGGUCAAAAACUUGGAUUUGUCUCACGAAAAAUUAAAAUUUCUGACGUUUAAUAACUCAAAAAGUUUUGAUUUAUUUUAUUAACUUUAUAUAACAAAUUUUGCUUAGAAUCUGACCCUCUAUCGAUUUAUGGUAUUAUUUUUAAUAAAAUAAUUUUUACCCCCGAGAAGGGGUGGAAUCAACCCCCAGGAUAAAAGCGCAAGUUGGCAUCAUGUCACCUUUGUUCCUUUGAGGUUCCUUUGCAAUUUUCAUGCAAAUCGAUGGAGGUUCAACGAAAUCGGAGGCGAAAACCUUCAGUGACUGCACUAUAAAAAGCACCAAAUAACCCGUAAAAUGCUGGUUUUUGUUAUAAACGAUGGUAUUAUUUGCUUCUUUGAGACCCAAUACUUUUUCAUAUUAUUUUGAUAUAAUUUGGAGACUAUUGAUUUAGGUUAUUAUUACUUACUUUACUCCUCUUGGUUCCAUUUGGAACAUAGGGCCUCCAUUCAUCUCUGUUUCUGGCCAGGGCCUUCACCUCUUUCCAUGUUAACCCGUUGUCUUCUAGCUCUCUGGUAAUAUUUAUUUUCCAGGAUGUCAUUGGUCUGCCUUGUUUUCUUUUUCCAGUUGGUUGGUAAUCCAGGGCUUGUUUGGUUAUAUCAUCUUCAUUUUUCCUUAAUGUUUGUCCAAUAAACUUCCAUUUGCGUCUAUUUAUCGUUUCGGCUAUGGGCUCUUGAUUAGUUUUUCUCCAAAGUUCCUUAUUAUUUAUCCGAUUUGGCCAAUAUAUUUUCAAUAUUCGACUGAGGCAUGGAUUUACAAAUGUUUGAACCUUUUGUAUAAUAUUUUUCUCUAAUUUCAAAGUUUAUGCUGCAUAUACCAAAAUGCUCUUACAUUACAUUUGUAUUAAAUAUUCUGAUUUUGGUUUUGGCUGUUAAUUUAUUGGACUCCCAUGUUUUCUUCAGCAUAUAGAGCGCAUUAUGGGCUUUGGUUAUCCUUCCAUUGAUUUCUUCUUCUAUUCCACCGCUAGCAUCAAUUGAGGGGGUUAGAAGUAAAAGGGAUUAACCGCUUAACGUGCUUACCCGAGUUAACUCGGUUUUAAACUACGUUUCUAUUUUCUCUUAACCGAGUUAACUCGUGUUUAAAAUAUUUGUACGAUAUAUAAAGCGCCUACGUGUUUUAACUCCUCUAGCGCUAAAUAACGGUAUCCCCACUUGCAUGGGCGGUCAUACCUAUGGGAAGGGGGGGUCCGUGGCCCCCUAGCUUUUCGGGUGCUUUAAACUAUAUAUGGUUAUCCAAAGUAUAUGAAAUGUAAUCUGCAACAUCUUCACGUCUGCCCCCCCUAAAAAUUUUUAUAUGGGCGCCCGUGCCCACUUGUUUUUUCGUUUCUAAUUUUAAACUUUCUACGAUCGACUGGGAUGGGAUCACGAUGAGUAGAAUUCUAUUUUGCUGACGUCACGUUCUGCCCUGACUGUGACGUACCUCUGUGUGUAACCCCUUGUUUUAGAGUGUUUCACACUGUUAGCAAUAUUUAACAUUUUUAUACUUGAAUAAUUGCGAUUUUCUUCUCUUACUUGUAGUAUUUUGUAUGUAAAAAGUUACGACCGAGUUAACUCGGGUGAGCGCAUGACGGUAUUUGAUAUUUUAUAUUUUUCUAAAAAAAAUAUGCGUUUUUUUACUUUAGAUUAUAUCUAGUGACAAUAGUCUUGUUCGUAGUUUAUUUUACUAUAAUAAAAUAAAUAGGUAAUUUUUUGACGUAUUUUUGCAAAUAAUUGUGUGCGUUAAGCGGUUAAGUGCACUUUUUUAAAAUUUUACUCUAAGUACAGAUUCGCAUACUUAAAUGGUAUUAGAACUUGAUGCUAAAACGAUUUAAGCAUAUUUCGUCCUACAGUCGCCAUCUAUCGCCAUUACAUUUAGUUCACUGAAAACAAUUACAGUUUGCUUUGGUAGUAAACAGGUUUAACCAUGCGCUUGAACCGUUUUACCACAAAACUAUUUUUAGUAUUAUGUAAAAAAAAUAGUAAUAAACGGGUUUAAGUGCGCUUGAACCAUUUUACCACAAAACUAUUUUUAGUAUUCUGUAAUGUGUAAACACGUGAAUACAGGGUUAAUUUCAAGUAAAUAAAUAUUAGAUUUGCGACCAAUUUUGAAGACUAAUUAAGUAUUAUGCAACGUGCCAGUUGUAGUUUGUAGUUACACUGUGGAUAACAGCUGGGACAAAAAUGAUAUGUAGUUGAAAUCUGCACUUAAACCGUUUUACCAGUAACAUUUAUCAACACCAUGUACCGAUUCAAGUACAUUUUUUUAAUAAUUGAAAAAAAAGAAGGAUAUAGUAAGACUAAUAAUAUACCCUUAUAUUUUUAUCAUUUUAUAGUACAUUGUACACUGGAUAUAUUUUAGUUUAAUGACUCCUAGAAUUUAUAAAACUCAAACAACUUUGAAGCUGAUUAUCUCAGAACUAUCAAAACUGCACUUAAACCCUUUUACGUCUGGCCCCCUCAAUUAUGCUUCCCAUAUAGCAAAACUUCUGUUCAUUUUCUACUUCUUCUCCUUCAAUGAAUAUCCCCAUCUCUUUCAGUAUUUAUCUUCAUAAGUUAGGUUCAUUUUGCGUAUCUUAACGGAGGAUACUCUUUGGAUAGACGUCAUACGUUGGAUGAUAUAUGUCAAAAUUAGACAGAUGUCAUAUGUUGUAUUAGAGAUCUCAAAAUUGACAGCAAUUAACUAUCAUAUAACGUCAUAAAUUGUACGAUAUUCAACAGAAUGUAGGCUUUACUCAAUCUGUUUAAAAAUAUGAAAGAAUUUUGUUUUAAAACGCUUUGUUUGUAUGUUACCAUGUGAAGUAUACUAAGGCUGUGUUUUGCCUAUAUUCAGGUCAUAAAGAGAUUAUUUUUAGUUUUUACGUUAGAGAUUUAGAUUUACGUUAAUGUUGGUUAGUAAAUAAUCACAGCGUAUUUAAUAAAAGACCAGAAUAAGCCUGGUAUCUUAUUAAAUAAUCUUUGUUGUAACCAAAAUACUAUGUUUUGACUUAAAAACAUUGUUUGAUUUGAGUGCAAGACUUUUUUAUUUUUUAUGUAUUUUAUUAUAUAACAUUUUAACAUAAAAUAUAUAAGCAUUUAUAUACAUAAGCAAAUAUAUUGUAGAAUAGGUUAACAAAGUGUGUUUUGUUUGAAAAGUAUAACCAAGUUUUCGAAUAUAGUCAAUGCGUUGUGUUUAUUUAUACAUCAUGGUAUUAGUUUUCCAAUAAAUUGUUUAAAAAUU
Diabrotica virgifera virgifera (western corn rootworm) is the source of this 11780-nucleotide messenger RNA. Its product is annotated as inner nuclear membrane protein Man1. Gene Ontology annotation, biological process: negative regulation of BMP signaling pathway; nuclear envelope organization. The record is from RefSeq and is a predicted model, not a curated record. The transcript is spliced from 11 exons. The coding region runs from base 320 to 3505 and encodes 1061 amino acids. NCBI's taxonomy places the organism in Eukaryota, Metazoa, Arthropoda, Insecta, Coleoptera, Chrysomelidae. Gene Ontology annotation, cellular component: nuclear inner membrane. Gene Ontology annotation, molecular function: chromatin DNA binding.